AUGUUCAUGGAAAGAUCUUCGCUUCUCAAUCCAGUCAUUAGGAUCACUGCAAAGGCUUCGCUCUCGGAAGAAUCUUAUCACCUCAAGGUCAGUAGGAUCUGCCAGUCGCCAUCUGUGGACCGCGGAGUGUCUCUAGUAUCCGUACUGAUGGUCACAGUCUUUCUCGACUUGGUGCUCAACAAGAAUAUGCCUGAGAUGGAAAUAGCUGCGCUCGAAAAAGCUCGGAUUGAGCGAGUCGCCGCCAUCGAAGCUGCGUCUCGGACCCCGGCAAACAAGUUCACCUCGCUCAAUGCGCCCAAUACAGGACUAGUCGACCUUCUCAAAUCAGGCGGACUGAGCGACUUCAAGAUCUGUUGCGGCGAGAGAGUCUUCCAAGUCCAUCGUUCUCAGAUCUACGCUCGAUCCGACUAUUUCAAAUCGAUCAUCGAUGGCGGCUUCCAAGAGAGCGCGGAGAGUUCUGUCACUCUUGAAGACACGACCCCUCUCGCAGUCGCAACGCUUCUGUUGAUCAUGUAUGCCGGUCAGCCCGGGCUGUACCUCGACGAAGUCUACAAGGUGUGGCCCGACCUGAAGCCCGAGGCCAGCAGCACGGACUCGCAAGACAGCAAGGACGCGACCCAAGAGCACUUCAGUGCGGAGCUGCGGAAUCUUGUGGACGUCUAUAUCCUCGCCGAUAGGCUUAUGAUCAACGACUUCCAAGGUGCACUGGCUAAACACAUCGUCAAUCACAUUGAUUACGAUUACUUCGUUACUGGAGAAGAGGUGCUGGAGACCCAUACCGCACCCUUACUAGAGUACAUCUUCAGCAACACGGCUACAGAGCAUACGCUACUCAGACAGGAGGUAACGGUUCUAUGCAUGCGUAAACGCUUUCACAUCUCGGAAUCUCUUGGCAACGUUCUUGAAAGCCACGAUCCUUAUGGCUGGCGUCUCAGCGGUCGGAUCUGCGCCAUGGUAAAGGAACAGCACCACAUGUUUGUAACAGAAGAUUGGGAAGACGCCUGGAAGAGAAGCGGCUGGCCUGAUGCUGCGAACUUUAGACAUGACUGGUCACGAUUUCUCGACACAACACUUUGGAAGUCGUUUGGUAUGGAAGAACAGUCAUAG
Cyphellophora attinorum is the source of this 1107-nucleotide messenger RNA. RefSeq lists its product as uncharacterized. The coding region runs from base 1 to 1107 and encodes 368 amino acids. Lineage: Eukaryota; Fungi; Ascomycota; Eurotiomycetes; Chaetothyriales; Cyphellophoraceae. Gene Ontology annotation, molecular function: protein binding. The record is from RefSeq and is a predicted model, not a curated record. The transcript has a single exon.